Messenger RNA from Solanum tuberosum (potato), 1703 nucleotides. RefSeq names its product UDP-glycosyltransferase 74F2-like. NCBI's taxonomy places the organism in Eukaryota, Viridiplantae, Streptophyta, Magnoliopsida, Solanales, Solanaceae. The record is from RefSeq and is a predicted model, not a curated record. The coding region runs from base 43 to 1419 and encodes 458 amino acids. The transcript has 2 exons. Gene Ontology annotation, molecular function: quercetin 7-O-glucosyltransferase activity; quercetin 3-O-glucosyltransferase activity.
AAGAGGACUUCAACAUUCAAUUGUGAGCAUAUCAAAGAAAAAAUGAACUUAGCUCACAACAAAAUUCAUUGUUUGGUAAUACCAUUUCCAACACAAGGCCAUAUAAAUCCAAUGCUUCAAUUCUCCAAAAGAUUACAACACAAAGGCAUAGAAAUCACACUUGUUCCUACCAUUCACAUAUUCAAGAAAAGCAUGCAAGAAUUGACAAGUUCCAUCACAAUUGAGCCAAUUUCUGAUGGAUAUGAUGAUGUGAAUGGACUUUUUUGUGCUAAGUCCAUUGAAACCUACUUAGAAAGUUAUCAAAAAGUUGGAUCACAAGCUAUCAUUCAACUCAUUGAAAAGUUGAAAAACAAAGGAAAUCCUAUAAAUUGUGUCAUUUAUGACUCAUUCAUGCCUUGGAUUCUUGAUGUUGCAAAAAUGUUUGGACUAGUAAGUUGUGUUUUCUUCACUAUGUCAUGUGCUGUUGAAAACAUUUUUUAUCAUAUCCAACUAAAGGAACUAAAGCUUCCUGUUGAAGGACAUCAAGUUUUGCUCCCUGGAUUACCACCAUUAGUUCCCUCUGACUUGCCAUCUUUUGUUAAUGAUUUGGGGUCAUAUCCACCAUUCUUGAAGAUGCUUGUUGAUCAAUUCUCUAAUAUCCAAGAAGCUGAUUGGAUCCUUUGCAACACCAUAUAUGAAUUGGAGAAACAUGAAGUGGAUUGGAUAACAAAGAGAUUGUCAUUGAGGACUAUUGGACCAACCAUACCAUCCAUGUAUGUGGACAAGAGACUUGAGAAUGAUAAUUCAUAUGGUUUAAGUAUGUACACACCUAAAACUGAUGUUUGCAUGAAAUGGCUAAGUGAUUGUGAUGAUGGAUCAGUUGUGUAUGUCUCAUUUGGAAGUAUGGCUGAAUUGAAAGAAGAGCAAAUGAAGGAGAUAGCUUGUGGAUUGAAGAAAAGCAAUCACAACUUCUUGUGGGUAGUUAGAGAAUCAGAAGAGCCUAAAAUUCCAAAAGAUUUUUUAGAAAACAUCACUAAGGAAAAGGGGCUAGUUGUAACUUGGUGUCCACAACUAGAUGUGUUAUCACACAAAGCAAUUGGUUGUUUUAUGACACAUUGUGGAUGGAAUUCUACUUUAGAGGCCUUGAGUUUGGGAGUUCCAAUGGUGGCAAUUCCAAUAUGGACUGAUCAAUGUACAAAUGCUAAGUAUGUGAUGGAUGUUUGGGAGAUGGGAAUAAAGGCACAAGCUAAUGAAAAGGGGGUUGUUAAACAAGAAGUUGUGGAACAUUGCAUAAAAGAAGUUAUGGAAGGAGAAAGAGGCAAAGAGAUUAGAAAGAAUGCAACCAAAUGGAGAGAAGUGACAAAAAAGGCCAUGGAUGAAGGUGGAAGUUCAGAUAGAAACAUUAAUGAGUUUAUUGCUAAAUUGAUUAAUGCGUCGUAAAGCUUUAGUGUGUAUUCAAUAACUAUAUGUUCUUCAAGCUAGUGUUGUCUUAUAUGUACCAAGAUUUGGUACAAGUGAGUGAGGUAUGCAAGAUUUUGCAUAAGCAAUAUCAAUUUAUUGUCACAAUUUCGAUUUGUGAGUUUGAGUUUGAAAUCAUGAUGGCCUUUAAGGCUUUGCCUAAUGACCUAAGUUGAUAAUUACUUUCUAUUAUUUUCAAUGUUCACCUAUUGUAUUUUUUUGCUCAUAGAAAUGAUGUGAAAAAUAAAAGGAUGUGGAUUAUUUGA